Messenger RNA from Chara braunii, 785 nucleotides. NCBI's taxonomy places the organism in Eukaryota, Viridiplantae, Streptophyta, Charophyceae, Charales, Characeae. The record is from the annotation of a GenBank genome assembly.
CGGAGGAGGAGAGGCAUUUAUCUUAGGUGCAGUGGGCAAGGAAAGUGGCUUAUCUAGUGGAGGUGGAGCGCAUGAGACGACUAGAGACCAUUGGUGCAUGUGGCAGCGCGGAGUCUGUGCUCGGACAGGAUGCUGCCUUGCAGCCUUCGCGUGGGGGACAUGUUUCACCACAUCCGCUGACGUCGCUGCCACACACGACCACCGACCACCGUGCUACGACACACCGUGCCACUCUCUCACCAUCCCCGACCAUUGCGGGAUAUGCUGAUGUUCCACCUGUGUCUGCAUCGCCUCCUGGACCAUGGGGGUCGCCUGCGUCUCAUGCUCCUCUUACCUCAGAGGCAGGAGGUUCAGGCACGAUGGACUCGAAAUUACAGGUAGUGCGUGACUUUGUACUGGGACUUGUGACACUCGGAGGUGCGGAGACGGAGCAGGUAUUCAGUGACACUCGGAGGUGCGGAGGUGAGGAUUGUGGUGUUGACGUUGGAGUUGCGGGUUUGGAGGCGGGUGCUUCAGACACCGAGGAGCCACAUAGGGUGCCCAUCCACGUUCAGCCCGUCUCCGAUGAGGUUCUUGUGGGAGACAUGAUACGUGGCGACGAGGAGGACUCGGGAGGGCACGGACCGGAGGGCGAGCUGAGAGCGGAUCUUGACAAGAUAGGCUCGGUCUUCGACACGCAGGUGGUAGCGGCAUACGAGGAGUAGAGGACGGGUGUGGUGGAUCCGUUGCCCGACACCCCUACUAGCUGUGACGGAUGUACUUGUAUCUGUGACGCAUUGACUCUA